AAUACUGGAAGAGCGUUUGUACCCUAUAAUUGUUACCUGUAUACCUAUCGCAUCUUAACUGACCUAGUUAUGGUUAAAAAAGUACAUACUUCGACUUGAGAUUGACCCAUAGCUUGGACUUUUGGUGGGGCGUCGCGUCGCCCGCCGUUUCAAUUCAAACCAGUCGCAAUUCUUUCGUCGAGUGUUCACGUCGCUUUCCAAAUAUUAAUUACGAAACAUUGUGAAUUAACUUUACGCAGUAAUAAAUGUGAGAGUGAUGAUUAAGUGAAAUCAUUGCCGACAAUUACUUUGGAUAUAAUUUGUGCGACGACCUGUUAUUAAAAGUGUACUGGAAUGGGCAUAGGCGCGAUGGACAGCUGCGGCCGUUGUAUGAAAGUGUCGCUCAUUGCGAUCAACAUUAUCAUAUUUAUAAGCGGUGGUCUCGCGCUGGGCGUAGGCACAUGGGUGUGGGUGUCGCGGUACUACAUAUUGAUAUUUAUAAUAUUCGUGGUGGCGCUAGUGGGCGGAAUCUUGCAGUUCGUGUUCCGUGAGAAGGUUCAUAGUACACUGGACAGGGAGAUGUUCGCCGCCAUCCCGUACUACGGCGUGAAGCACGAGUACACGCGGGCGUGGGACGACACGCAGACUUUCCUGCAGUGCUGCGGCGUGCGCAGCCAUAAUGACUGGAACGAUAACGUGCCUGACAGCUGCUGCAAGGAAGUCUAUCCUGGGAAGAGAUUGGACUGCAAAAGCUCCCCUAACCCCACCACCAUGUACACAGACGGAUGCCUGGAGAAGACUGUAAGCUUCUUGCGGGAAAACGCCGUCAGUGUCGGAGUUACCGCGAUCGUAACAACUAUUGUUAUGUUGCUGGCGUUAAUAUUUUCAUGCGCGUUGUUCGUGAAGAUUGAGUGACGAUAGUGUGACAGAGAUAACGCUAUCUAAGUUAUAUUCUCGUUUCAAUUGACUGAAGUGAUCGACUUUUGUGAUUCAGCUUCGGCUGCGUAUGCGGUGUCAUAUUUUCUAUUACAUUUUCUAAUUUAUUAAACAAUUAGAGAUACGUAUGAAAAUAAACGGUAUUAAGUAUUCA
Molecule: messenger RNA, 1069 nt
Organism: Papilio polytes (common Mormon)
Lineage: Eukaryota; Metazoa; Arthropoda; Insecta; Lepidoptera; Papilionidae
Product: tetraspanin-4-like
Cellular component (GO): membrane
Source: RefSeq, a predicted model, not a curated record